AUGACAGUACCUACAACGCAGAAUCUUGACUCGUUCGAGUCGCUCCAGCGUCAGCUGGAGCAGCAAACCGCGGAAAUCGAGAAAUGGUGGUCCCAGCCGCGCUGGAAGCACACGAAGCGCAUCUACUCCGCCAGGGAAAUCGCCGCGAGGCGUGGGACCAUGCCCAUGGCUCCCCACGCCUCCUCAACAAUGGCCCAGAAAUUGUACAAGCUACUCGAGGAGCACCACGAAAACAGGACCGUGGCUAGGACGUUUGGCGCGCUGGACCCCGUCCACGUGACCCAGAUGGCCAAGUACCUCGACACCGUCUACGUCUCCGGCUGGCAGUGCUCGUCCACAGCGUCGACCAGCAACGAGCCCGGGCCGGAUCUCGCCGACUACCCCAUGGACACCGUUCCCAACAAGGUGGACCACCUGUUCAAAGCGCAACUGUUCCACGACCGUAAGCAGUGGGAGGACCGGUCGCGCUGCAAGUCGCAGGCCGAACUUGACAAGCUAGGCCCUGCCACCGACUAUUUGAGACCCAUUGUCGCCGACGCCGACGCCGGCCACGGCGGUGUGACUGCCGUUUUCAAACUCACCAAAAUGUUCAUCGAAAAGGGAGCCGCGGGGAUCCACAUGGAGGACCAGACCUCCACCAACAAGAAGUGCGGUCACAUGGCGGGCCGCUGCGUGAUCCCAGUGCAGGAGCAUAUCAGCCGCUUGGUGACCAUCCGUAUGUGCGCGGAUAUCAUGCACUCGGACCUCGUAUUGGUUGCACGCACCGACUCUGAAGAGGCGACAUUGCUAAGUUCGACCAUUGACCCCCGCGACCACUACUUCAUUGUGGGUGCUACGAACCCAGACGUUGAGGUUUCGCUUGCUGAAACCUUGGAGGCCGCGAUUAUGAAGGGAGUUUCUGCCGCAGAUUUGGUUGCUACUGAAGAGCGCUGGUGCGCGAAAGCCGGGCUUAAGCUGUUCCACGAAGCGUUCGCAGACGAGGUUCGCAAGCACGAGACUUCAAACCAGGAGCAAAUAAUAAAAGAGUUCAACGAGACCGUGGGUCCAUUGGCGGGCUUCUCUCUCCGCGAGAUGCAAGCGGUUGCCAAGAAGUUGCUGGGCAAGCCCCUUCACUUCGACUGGGACCUUCCUCGCGCGAGAGAAGGUUUAUACCGCUACAGAGGUGGAACGCAAAGCAGUAUCAUGCGGGCUAGAGCGUUUGCCCCAUAUGCGGACUUGGUGUGGAUGGAAUGUAACUCCCCAGAUUACGAGCAGGCUAAGGCGUUUGCGGAAGGCGUCAAGGCCAAAUUCCCCGACCAAUGGCUGGCCUACAACCUUUCUCCAUCGUUCAACUGGACCAAGACUAUGGACGCGAAACAGCUGCGCACAUUUAUCGACCGCCUAGGAGACCUAGGUUACAUCUGGCAGUUCAUCACGCUCGCGGGGCUUCACACAAGUGCUCUGGCUGUCAACGCCUUCUCUAAGGACUUUGCUGAGCGUGGAAUGCAAUCCUACGCCGAGACAGUACAGCAGAAAGAGAUCGACCAAGGCGUCGACAUCUUGAAGCACCAAAAAUGGUCAGGCGCCGAAUACAUCGACAGCUUGCUGAAACUUGCCCAUGGAGGAACCAGCGCUACAGCCGCAAUGGGCCUGGGAGUCACAGAAGACCAAUUCCACGAGAACGGCGUGUAG
Molecule: messenger RNA, 1671 nt
Organism: Lachancea thermotolerans CBS 6340
Lineage: Eukaryota; Fungi; Ascomycota; Saccharomycetes; Saccharomycetales; Saccharomycetaceae
Gene: ICL1
Product: isocitrate lyase 1
Exons: 1
Coding region: 1-1671 (556 amino acids)
Biological process (GO): carboxylic acid metabolic process
Molecular function (GO): isocitrate lyase activity
Source: RefSeq, a predicted model, not a curated record